Molecule: messenger RNA, 1955 nt
Organism: Tachysurus fulvidraco (yellow catfish)
Lineage: Eukaryota; Metazoa; Chordata; Actinopteri; Siluriformes; Bagridae
Gene: cxcr4a
Product: chemokine (C-X-C motif) receptor 4a
Exons: 2
Coding region: 136-1230 (364 amino acids)
Biological process (GO): neurogenesis; G protein-coupled receptor signaling pathway; chemotaxis
Cellular component (GO): membrane
Molecular function (GO): chemokine receptor activity
Source: RefSeq, a predicted model, not a curated record
UUGUAGUGUAUGUGGGCGUGGCUCAGAGUCAGUGGGCGUGGUGCUGCGUACGAGGCGCAUUUAAACGUAAAGUGGAGACCUUGGAGACUCAGUGAGACUUCGAGGGUGUGAGAGAGGAUUUAUCUGAGCUCGACAAUGUCUUAUUACGAACAUAUUGUAUUUGAGGAUGAGUUCCUCAACGACAACACGACCGAGUUUGGCUCUGGAGACAUUGGCGCUGAUUUUGAGACGCCAUGCAACCGGGAGGGGAACCAGGACCUGCAGAGGGUUUUGCUCCCCACGGUGUACGGUUUGAUCUUCGCGCUGGGGCUCGUGGGUAACGGGCUGGUGGUGGCGGUGAUGGGGUGCCAGAGGAAGUCGCGCACCAUGACUGACCGCUACCGGCUGCACCUGUCCGUGGCAGACCUGCUGUUCGUGCUCUCGUUGCCGUUCUGGGCGGUGGACGCGGCGAGCGGCUGGCGAUUCGGUGGCUUCAUGUGCGUGCUCGUGCACAUGGUGUACACUGUGAACCUGUACGGAAGCGUUCUCCUGCUCGCCUUCAUCAGCCUGGACCGCUACCUGGCCGUGGUGCACGCCACGAGCAGCCAGGCUACGCGCCGUCUGCUGUCCGAGCGCAUGGUGUACCUGGGUGCGUGGCUCCCUGCGGCGCUCCUCACGGCGCCCGACUUGGCGUUCGCGCGUGCCGAGGAAGUCGGCGGCGGGGACGAGACGCGCGUCGUUUGCCAGCGAAUCUACCCGGAGGACACGGCGCUUGCGUGGAUGGCGGCGUUCCGCGCGCAGCACGUUCUAGUCGGCUUCGUCCUGCCCGGUCUCGUGAUCCUGGUGUGCUACUGCGUCAUCAUCGUCACGCUAUCGCGCGGCUCUAAGGGGGCGCAAAAAAGGCGCGCGCUGCGCACCACCGUGGCUCUCGUGGCGUGCUUCUUCGCCUGCUGGCUUCCCUACUGCGCGGGAAUCGUCGUGGACACGCUCCUGCAACUCGGCGUCAUCACGCACAGCUGCGAUCUCGAGAGCGGCCUCGAGACGUGGAUUUUCGUCACCGAGGCACUCGCGUACUUCCACUGCUGCCUCAACCCGAUCCUUUACGCCUUCCUCGGGGUCAAGUUUAAGAAGUCGGCGCGGCGCGCGCUCACCUCCGGACGCGGAUCCAGUCUCAAGAGCCUCGCUAAGAAAAAAGGAGGCAUGUCCUCGGUGUCCACGGAGUCCGAAUCGUCGAGCUUUCACACCAGUUAACGCUCAAUAAAUAACACGAGAACUCCUCUAGAUAACAAAAAAAAAAAAAAAAAAAAAGACGAUGUAAAUAUCCAUGUAUCCAAGUGACUGAAUGACCAGGCUGAGCCUGUGCUCGAAAGUUUUAUUACAUUUUUGUGUCAUAUUUGUUAUGAUGGACUGCACGAUAUCACGUGUUUGCAAAGCAUCUGCUCUUACCUUUCUGUCACAUCUCCAGUCCCGUCAAGAUUCGCAUCCGAGAGUUUUUGAAUGAUUUUUAUGAUUGAGAUGGACACCGAGUGGUCCGAAGGCUGUUAUCACUCAUUUCUGUGUUAUAUUGUGUUAAACGUAUCUUAUGAUGAACUGCACAACAUUGUGCACUAGCAAAAAAAAUGUCAUCCAUUUAUUUUUCAAUCUAUCUUAACGAUCAGCUUUUAUGUUUGAUUUUUGUAUUGUCCUGAUUUGAGCUUCCAUGAGUGUCUGCUGAACACACUGGUUGUGUUUAAAAAAAAAAGACCAUGUGCUGUUUUGCUUACAUCUGUUUUAACGGCGUAGCGGAUGGAAAUAGCAGAAACAGACCUGUAUAGUUCUUGUUAUUAUUCGUUUUUGUCUUUUUUGUCUUCUGCACUUAUGUACAUCAUGGCUCUUAUUUAUUGUGUUUACAGAAUUCUACUUUCAUAUGAGCUGCUGUGUAUAGCUGUGUUUUUGAGUCCUUGUAAUAAAAAAAGAUUUUGGUUUUUAAAAAAAAA